AUGUUUCCAUAUUUACACGGUGCAUGCAGUAGAUUCGCGAAAAUAACUCCCACAAGCCAUGAGCGUGAGACUUAUGGAAAAUAUGAUGCUGAAAGCAGAGGCAUAUUGGCAAAAAAAAUGGCUCAAUUUGAACCAAAUUUCAUAGAACCGCCCGAUGAUCUCCGGAGGGAACUUUUCGCACGUAGUAUAAAAAGCCAAACGGAAAAAGCGAACGGAAGGUGUUGUUAUGAUCACAAUGCUGGUUGGGAUGAAGUUUCAAGUCCACUCAUUUGUUAUUGUGUAUCUGCUCGUUUCAGCAACGAAAUUAUUUAA
Clunio marinus is the source of this 312-nucleotide messenger RNA. NCBI's taxonomy places the organism in Eukaryota, Metazoa, Arthropoda, Insecta, Diptera, Chironomidae. The record is from the annotation of a GenBank genome assembly.